Messenger RNA from Periophthalmus magnuspinnatus, 931 nucleotides. RefSeq names its product diamine acetyltransferase 1. The record is from RefSeq and is a predicted model, not a curated record. Gene Ontology annotation, molecular function: N-acetyltransferase activity. NCBI's taxonomy places the organism in Eukaryota, Metazoa, Chordata, Actinopteri, Gobiiformes, Gobiidae. The coding region runs from base 187 to 702 and encodes 171 amino acids. The transcript is spliced from 6 exons.
ACUUAAAGCAAGUGUAGAAGGAGCCAGGGCUCAUUCUGUGCCAAGCAGCCAAUAUUUUUCAGUAUAUGAUAGUUUCCUAUUUUUUGCCGGGGGGUAAACUCCUGAGGAGCGAAUGAAGAAACAAAUCCUACUUUUGUUCACAUUCAGAGGACUAGUAAGCAAAGGGAAGAAGGGGAAAAAGAGAAAAUGGCCAAUUUUAUAUUGAGGAAAGCGGAACCUAAAGAUGUGACUGAUAUCUUACGACUCAUAAAGGAACUUGCCAAAUUUGAGGAAAUGGAGGAGCAGGUCAAGCUGACAGAAAAAGAUCUACUUGAUGAUGGUUUUGGGGAUCAUCCAUUUUACCACUGCCUGGUUGCGGAAGUACCAAAAGAACAACAAGGCUCACAAGAUGGUCACAGUGUUGUAGCCUUUGCAAUGUACUACUUUACCUAUGACCCUUGGAUUGGGAAACUGCUGUAUUUAGAGGACUUUUAUGUCAUGGAAGAUUACCGAGGUUUUGGUAUUGGCUCUAAAAUCCUCAAGGUGCUCAGUGAGAUUGCUGUUAAGACCCGCUGUAGCAGCAUGCACUUCAUUGUUGCAGAAAACAACACAAAGUCCAUUGACUUUUACAAACGCAGGGGAGCAGCUGACCUGUCCUCUGAGGAGGGCUGGCGACUUUUUGCAAUAAACAAAACGGACCUAGUGAAAAUGACUGCAAAAUAAAAUGUAUCUUUGUUUUGAUAACUAAUAUACAUGAUUUGAAUUAUUACAUAAGAAAUCAAUCUUUGAACAUCCAGUGAUGAUGUAAUUUGUUUUUAUUGCCAUAUCUAAACUAAUCCACAAAUCUGUAGGGUUAUUAAGCUAUAUAGGCACAAUCAGAUUUAUUGUCUUUAUGUAUUUUAUGUUUUAUUAUUUUAUGACAUAAUAAAAUGAGGCUGAUGUCUAACUUCCA